AUGGAGGACAAAUUUCCGCUUCAUGUUGAUUUGUUAAAAAACAAGUUGGGAUUUGAUGAGGCCUUCAAUUAUAAAGAGGAGCACAACUCGGAUGCUGGUUUGAAAAGAUCAGUCCCUGAAGGCAUAGACAUCUAUUUUGAAAAUGUUGGUGGGAAAAAAAUGCUAGAUGCUGUUCUUCUCAACAUGAGAGUCUUUGGCCGCAUUGCUGCAUGUGGAAUGAUCUCACAAUACAACCUUGACCAGCGUGAAGGUGUUUGUACUUUGAUGUCUAUUGUUUAUAAACGGUUCCACUUUGAGGGGUUCUCAGCACCUGAUUAUUAUCACCUCUAUCACAAGUUUUUGGAUAUUGUGCUGCCUUACAUUAGAGAGGGGAAGAUUGCAUAUAUUGAAGACAUUGUUGAAGGACUGGAGAAGGGCCCUGAAGCCGUCAUGGGCCUUUUUAAGGGUCGAAAUGUUGGAAAACAGAUGGUUGUAGUUGCUCAUGAGUGA
This is a messenger RNA of Hevea brasiliensis (rubber tree), 489 nucleotides long. RefSeq names its product NADPH-dependent oxidoreductase 2-alkenal reductase-like. The record is from RefSeq and is a predicted model, not a curated record. The transcript has 3 exons. NCBI's taxonomy places the organism in Eukaryota, Viridiplantae, Streptophyta, Magnoliopsida, Malpighiales, Euphorbiaceae. Bases 1 to 489 code for a protein of 162 amino acids. Gene Ontology annotation, molecular function: 2-alkenal reductase [NAD(P)H] activity.